Messenger RNA from Magnolia sinica, 1090 nucleotides. RefSeq names its product small polypeptide DEVIL 19-like. Lineage: Eukaryota; Viridiplantae; Streptophyta; Magnoliopsida; Magnoliales; Magnoliaceae. The record is from RefSeq and is a predicted model, not a curated record. The transcript has a single exon. Gene Ontology annotation, biological process: negative regulation of cell population proliferation. The coding region runs from base 432 to 605 and encodes 57 amino acids.
UGAAGCCGGCACAAUGUCCCCUUAAGCUAUCCCAAUGCCUUGUCUUGCUUAAGCAGGCCUCCUUUUUGAAAUGCUUCCUUUGAUACUUUUUCUAAUCUAUCUGCACUCACUUUAAAAAAUACCCUAACCUUAUUAAAGACCAUACCCACGUUCACCCUCUUUUAUUAUAAUUAUUAUCAUUUGCAAUGCUACGCCUUUCCAUGCAUUCCAGCCAUUGUCCCAUUUUUCGAACCUGACCAUGUUCACCCCCUAACCCUAAAUCUAGUCAACCUUUCUUGGCAAUGCCAAUACCUCUCUCUCUCUCUCUCUCUCUCUCUCUCUCUCUCUCUCUCUCUCUCUCUCUCCCCUGUACAUGUAUAUAAAUGUGCAACUGAUCUAAUCACCAUAUAGGCCCAGGCUCCAAGCUUUCAGGGUGUGAGGUUUGAUACACCAUGGGCGAGCUCCAAAUGGAUGCUAAAUGCAUUGCUACGGCCCACCCAAAGAAGGGUGGCAAUGGCUUCACGAGGAGGUGUGCAUCGUUGGUGAAGGAGCAACGGGCGAGGAUUUACAUCCUUCGACGUUGCGCAACCAUGCUACUAUGCUGGUACAUACAUGGAGACGACUAAGGAUGUGAUGAUGUAUUUUGCUCUUAUUUCUUUUCUCUCUUUUUUUUUUCUUUUUUUUUUUCUUUUUUGGGUCCCUGUGAUUUUUCUUGCUCAGUGUUUCUUUUUGGCGACCUUAGUUGGUGCUGUUGAAGUGGGGUGGGUCGUGUUUGUUCUCAUGGCGAGGGAUUGGCCCUUCUUUCUUUCUUCAUUUCUCUCUUUUUUUACCUGAUCGGCAAUGCUCGGUUAGGUUUAUCAACAUGAAGGAAGGGUUGUGGCUGCACCAUAGAUAUUUUACCCAACUGGUUUGGGGAAAAGAGACUGGUACAAGAACAAGUUGAGGUGUGUUUGGCGGGACUAAUGAUUGUAAAACGGCUCUAUAGUUUAUAUACUUUCUUUCUGUUUUUUUUUUUGGGUAUUUUUGACAUGGAGUAAGAAGUACCAAAUGCUUCAUGUUAUGAUACACAAACUUGUAACUUGGUAACUUAUGGUAUAAAUUGACUAUGUCU